This is a messenger RNA of Dryobates pubescens (Downy woodpecker), 5745 nucleotides long. It is a transcript of the gene SIGLEC1, whose product is annotated as sialic acid binding Ig like lectin 1. The record is from RefSeq and is a predicted model, not a curated record. Bases 1 to 5745 code for a protein of 1914 amino acids. The transcript has 24 exons. Lineage: Eukaryota; Metazoa; Chordata; Aves; Piciformes; Picidae.
AUGUGCCUGCUCCAGGAACUUGUCCUCCUGGCCAGCCUCAUCCCACCAGUGCUGGGCUCAUGGGGGGUGUCCUACCCCGAGUCGGUGCGGGGGGUCAGGGGCUCCUGCGUGCUGGUGCCCUGCACCCUGAGCUACCCUGACAGCGAGGCGGCCAGCGCGGGCAUCGUGGCCAUCUGGUACAAGGACUACGAGGGCCAGAAGACGGUGGUGUACCACUCUGCUGGCGAGGAGGUGGAUGCCGCCUUCAGGGGCCGUGCCCGGCUGCUGGGGGAUGUCUCCGCUCGCAACUGCAGCCUGCUGCUGCGGGAGGUGGCGCCGGAGGACUCCGGACCCUACCGGUUCCGCUUCGAGAUCGUCAACGGCGACCGCUGGUCGGCGGAGCGGGACGUGCUGCUCAGCAUUUCGGAUGACCUCCAGCAGCCGAACAUUGCCACCAGCGAGGAGCAAACCGAGGGGCAGACGACCACCUUGGAGUGCUCCACACCCUACGCCUGCCUCCCCGCAGAUCCCACCCUGCGCUGGGAGGGCUACGACCCCCAGGUCUCCAGGGUGUCCAGCCGCUUCCAGAUGGACACGAGUGGGGCUGGCCACUACCUGACGCUCACCACCUCCUUCUCCUGGAAGGACCACUCCAAAAAGCUGCUCUGUGAAGUUUCUUACGGGUCCAAGAAGGCCACUGGGGAGGUCACCCUGCGGGUGAGACAUGCCCCAAAGGACACCCAGGUGUCAGUCACCCCCUCCACGCAGAACAUCCGUGUGGGUGACACAGUGUCCCUCAGCUGUGAGGUGAGCAGCAGCUACCCUCCCAUCUCAGCAUACCACUGGUACAAGGAUGGGGUGGCCAUGAGCACCGAGAAGGUCUUGACCCUCCGAGACGUCCAGCGUGAGGCCUACGGGCAGUACCACUGUGAAGCCCAGAACCCUCUUGGGGUUGGCACAGCACCAGCCAUGACCCUCUACAUCUUCUCUGCAGAGAUGUCAGUGAGCCCCGCGGCCGAGGUGCAGGAGGGGACAGCCACCACCUUGUCCUGUGAUGUCCCUGGCAGGGAGAGCCAGGACCUGGACUACACCUGGUACAAGAACAGUGCCUGGCUGAAGGAGGGCCCAGCACACACCCUGCUCUUCCAGCACGUGGCUGCCACCGAUGCUGGCUACUACUCCUGCAAGGUGACCAACGACCAGGGCAGCGACACGUCCCAGCCCCUCCUCCUGAGUGUGACCUACCCUCCCCGGAACCCCACUCUGACGCUCUUCCAGGAGACACAGGGUGGCCGGGUGGCCAUGGUGGGCUGUGCCGUGGACAGCCACCCUCCAGCCACCCUGGCCAUUUCCCGUGGCGGCACCCUGCUGGCAGCCAGCGGCUCGCAGGCGGCCCCGAGCCAGCGGUUUGCUGUCACCGCUGCCCGCAACAGCCUGCGGCUGGAGAUCCACAGCGUGGGGCCGCAGGACGCCGGGGAGUACCUCUGCACCGCCACCAACGCCCACGGCAGUGCCACUGCCACCAAGCUCUUCACCCCCCGUGCCACAGAGGUCCUGAUCCAGCCUUCAGCCGAGGUGCAGGAAGGGACAGCCGUCACCUUGACCUGCUUGGGGGAUCAGGCUGAGGCAGAGGAUUCCCUCUACACCUGGUACAGGAACAGCAGGAGGCUGCAGGAGAGCUCGUCCCGGGCGCUGCGGUUCCCCAGCGUCCGCGGCGAGGACGCAGGAGCUUUCCAGUGCCAGGUUCAGCACCGCAACAGCAACAGCAGCCACAGCUCGGAGCCCGUCCCGCUCCGUGUGCUCUUUCCACCGAGGCAACUGCUGCUGAGCUCCCUGCUGCAGACCCAGGGUGGGCGCCUGGGCAUCAUCCAGUGCACCACUCAGAGUGACCCAGAGGCCAGCCUGAGCCUGUGGAGAGGGGAAGCAGCAAUAGCCUGCACCCAGGGCUGCCUCUCAGCCCCCAACCCCAGGGUCCACGUCACCUUGUCCUACAACAGCCUGAAGGUGGAGAUCCAGGAGGUGGUGCUGGAGGACGAGGGGACCUACGUGUGCUGGGCUGGCAACUCGCUGGGCAACGCCAGCACAGCUCUGGACUUCAGGGCUGACACUGCCAGCAUCUCCAUGUCUCCAUCCUCCAGCGUGCUGGAAGGUCACACUGCCAACCUGACCUGCCACCUGAGCAGCCACUCCCUGGCUCUGCCCAACUUCACCUGGUACCACAAUGGGCAGUGGCUUGCUGAGGGCUCAGCCCCAUCCCUGCUGCUCCAGCCCGUGGCCAGCAGGGACUCAGGGCUCUACCGCUGCAGAGCCACCACCGCCGGCGGCAGCAGGAGCUCGGCUGAUGCCUCCCUGGAUGUGCUGUACCCACCACGGGACCUCCACUUGACAUCAUUCCUGGAGACAGAGAGAGGCAGCCUGGUCAUCUUCCAGUGCCUGGUGGCAAGCAAUCCUCCUGCCCAGCUGUCCCUGCACCGGGGUGAGGAGCUGGUGGCCACCAGCCGCAGCGGGAGCAGCCCGAGGGUCAGCGUCUCGGCCACCCCCAACAGCCUGAAGGUGGAGAUCACAGAGGUGACGCCGGCAGAUGAAGGCAGCUACCACUGCACGGCCACCAACCCCCAUGGAACCACCACAGGACGCCUCUACCUCCGUGUGCAGACUGCCCGAGUCCUCAUCUCCCCAUCUGCGGAGGUGCUGGAGGGAGACGACGUCUCCCUGACGUGCCAGGCGGCAGGGGAGCCGCAGGGUGAGGCCAUCUACUCCUGGUACAAGAACAGCGAAUGGCUCCAGGAGAGCCCCAACCGCCUCCUGGCUCUGCCCCGCGUCACCAGCGCCGCCGCCGGCGCCUACCACUGCCGAGCCCGCGGCCCCGCCGGGACCAGCACCUCCCCGGCUGUCACCCUGCGAGUCGCCUACCCUCCACGGGUGCCAGUGCUGACGUCCUUCCUGGAGACCCCCGAGGGGCGGCGAGGCGUCCUGCAGUGCAGGGUGGAGAGCAGCCCGCAGGCAGAGCUGGCUCUCUUCAAGGACCGGCUGCUGGUGGGCUCCACAGCGCUCCCCCAGCCCAGCAGCCUGCCCCGGCACAGCGUCACCUGGGCCUCCAACACGCUGCGGGUCAGCAUCAGCCCCCUGCUGCUGGAGGACGAGGGAGAGUACCUGUGCUCUGCCAGCAAUGCCCACGGCAAUGCCAGUGCCACAGCCAACUUCACAGCAGGCACUACCAGGCUCUGGAUCUCCCCCUCCCCAGAGGUCCGGGAAGGUGAUGCUGUCAACCUGACCUGUGCAGUGCACACCAAUGAUCAGGAAGCUCUGAGCUACAGCUGGUACAAGAACCAGGUGUGGCUCAGCAGCAGCUCUGCCCCAACCCUCAGCCUCCCCUCCGUGGCUGCUGUGGAUGCUGCCUCCUACCACUGCUUGGUUCAGACCCCGGCAGGGACUCGCAGCUCAGAUCCUGCCAGCCUCAACGUCCUCUACCCCCCCAGGAACCUGCAGAUGAAGGCCUUCACAGAGAGUGGCAAGGGGACCGCAGUCAUCCUCCUCUGCACCGUGGACAGCAACCCCCAGGCCCACAUCACCCUGCUCAAGGAGGGGCAGCUGGUGGCCUCCAGCCCCUCCGUGGGAGCUGACCACCUUAGGCAGAGCAUCCACGUCUCCCCUGCUCCCAACAUGCUGAGGCUGGAGCUCCACGAGGCCACUGAGGAGGAUGAGGGCGAGUAUGAGUGCUGGGCACGGAGCCAGCUUGGCAGCACCCACACAUCCCUGCCCCUCCGUGUGCAGGCCGUCAGGGUGGUGGUCGCUCCCUCCGCCGACGUGCCCGAGGGGACCGACGUGACACUGACCUGCCAGGACGCCGGUGCCCGGCCGGGCACCCUCUACACGUGGUACAAGAACGGGCGGUGGUUGGGGCAAGGCUUUGACGCCUCCUUCGCCCUGCCCAGCGCCUGGCGCACGGACGCGGGGGCCUACGGCUGCCAGGCGCGGAGGGGGCUGCGUGGUCGCCGGGCGCCCCCGGUCACCCUGCGGGUGCUCUAUGCACCCCAGGAGCCAUCCUUCAUCUCCUUGGUGGAGCCCCAGGGCGGGCGUCAGGCCGUCCUGCUCUGCACUGUCGACAGCUUCCCACCCUCUGACAUCACCCUGCAUCGAGGGCAUGGCCACACUCCCCUGGCCUCCACGCAGGGAGCCUCUGACCCACGCUUCACGGUCCACCUGAGCCCCAACUCCCUGCGGGUGGAGCUGGUGGGGUUGGAGCUGCAGGACGCAGGGCUCUACAUCUGCUCAGCCAACAACAGCUACGGCACUGCAUCCUCCUCCCUGCACCUGGACCUGGCAGGGGUCCAAAUCACAGUGGAGCCUUCACCAGAAGUGCCUGAGGGCACCAGAGCUACCAUGACCUGCUUGGGUGUCCCUUGGGUGGGCGAGGAGGCCAACUACACCUGGUACAGGAACAGCAGGUGGCUGCAGGACGGACCAGCAGCCUCCCUCGUCCUCGCCCGCGCCUCCAGCGCUGACGCCGGCUCCUACCGCUGCCGGGCGAGCGGGGCACGGGGCAGUGCCACCUCGGCCCCUCUCAGCCUCAGCGUCCUCUACCCCCCUCGGGAUGUGUCCGUCAGCACCUUCCUGGAGAACCGCAGCGGGCGAGCGGGCACCGUGCUGUGCGCGGCGGACAGCCACCCGCCUUCCGCCCUGCUCCUCUACCACCACGGCCAGCUCCUGGCCUCCAGCCUGGCCCCAGCCACCUCCCCGGGGCUCCGAGUGUCCCCCUCCCACAACGCCCUGCGUGUGGAGCUCAAGGACGUGGGAGCAGAGGACUCGGGAGAGUACAUCUGCGUGGCCAGCAGCCCCCUGGGCAAUGCCACCGCCAGUGCCUACUUCAGCGUCCACACUCUCACCCACCUCCAGGCCCUCACCGUGGUGGCUGGGCUGCUGGGGGCUGCUGUCUGCGUGGCCACCUUGACUGUUCUGGCUGUGAAGCUGUGGCCCAGGAUGAAGAGGGCUUGGGGCUGGUCCAGUGCUGAGGACACCUUUGAGCUGAGGAGCAAACAGGAGCAAGCACAGCCAUUAGAUGUCACCCUGCAGCCACCUCACGGCCAGACGCCAGCGGGCAGCGGCUCGGACAGGGCUGUGCAGCCGGAUGGUGGCUUCAGAGCGGCGCAGCCCGUGCACGGUGGCAUCCUGUCCGUGCACACUUCCCCCGUGUCCGUUCACGUCCAGGCCCGCAGGCCACCGGCGAGGGCCCGGAGAAACGGGGCCACACCUUGCCGAGCCCAACCGAACAGGGCCGAGCGGAGCUUGGCCGAGCUGAACCGAGCCAAACCGUUCCGGCUCUUCGCGUCCCCGGGCCCGGGGAGCUCCGCUCGAACCCCUUCUCCAGGCUGUAAACCGGGAAAAUGUGGGAAUACUGGGGGGACGGGGAAGGCCGUUAAGCCCUAUAUGGGGGACAAGGCGGAGGCUGCCCCGGCCCCGCUGCGCUUCUUGGAACGGCGCUUCCCGGUAUUUUCCCUCCUCUGCUUCCCCAGAGCCUCCGGAGCGAAUUAUGUUAUCAUUAUUAUUAAUACUAAUCAUAGCGGUAACGGGAAAAAUGCCGGGCAGGGAGUAGGAGCCAGAGCAGGGCGGAUUGUGUCCGCGGGUUCCUGGUUUCGGCGCAGCUCCGGGAACCGGGAGCAGGGAACGAGGCUGCCGGUCACCGUUUCCAGCUCCUACCGCAGACUAAGGAACCGGGAGCAGGAAACUGGGAGCGAGGAGCCCGUUACCGUCGCCAGCCUACCCUAG